Molecule: messenger RNA, 2706 nt
Organism: Candida tropicalis MYA-3404
Lineage: Eukaryota; Fungi; Ascomycota; Pichiomycetes; Serinales; Debaryomycetaceae
Exons: 1
Coding region: 1-2706 (901 amino acids)
Biological process (GO): phosphatidylinositol biosynthetic process; positive regulation of kinase activity
Cellular component (GO): fungal-type vacuole membrane; PAS complex; endosome membrane
Source: RefSeq, a predicted model, not a curated record
AUGACAUCAGAUAAAGUAUUGGAAAGUUCAGUGAUCAAGGACUUAUCAAAUCAUAUUUAUGAAAAGAGAAAAGCCACAGCGUAUCAAAUUGAAUCAUUAACUAAAAAUGCAUUAGCUCAUAAUGACAGUCAAACAAUUUAUAGAAUAAUUAAUGAACUUACAGAAUUAACCAAUACUGGAACCAAUCUGGCCAAAAUGGGAGCAAUCACUGCUUUAGGUAGUGUAUCUGUUGCUCUUGGAUCAUUUGCAAUUGCUUAUUUUUUGGAAGAUAUUGUUAAACCUAUAUUUUCAACAUUUAAAGAUACUGAUGCCAGAGUAAGAUAUUAUGCUUGUGAAUCACUUUAUAAUGUUGCUAAGAUAGCAAGAGGGGAAAUUUUAAUUUAUUUCAAUGAAAUAUUUGAUAUUUUAUGUAUUUUGGUCAGUGAUUCGGAAAGUAGUGUGAAGAAUGCAGCCGAUAUUUUGGAUAGAUUAAUUAAAGAUAUUGUUAGUGCUAAAGCUACUAAUUAUGUUAGUAUCUUACAACAACAACAAGAAUCUCAAAUUAGGAGUAAUUUAGUUGACGCUCAAGGCAAUGCAAUUCAAGUUAAUGAACCACAAGAUCCAACAAAAGCAUUUUCAUUACCAAAAUUUAUUCCUACUUUAUUAGAAAGAAUGUAUACUAAUGACCCAUUUACCAAGAAAUUUUUAUUAAGUUGGCUUGAACUAUUUGAUGAUAUUCCAUCAUUGGAAUUGAUUAGAUUUUUACCAGAAUUUUUGAAACCCGUAAUACAAUUUUUGUUUAACAAUUCACCAAGUGAUAUUCGUUUGGAAACAGAAAGUUUAUUGGAUAUAUUUUUGGAAGAAAUUAAACAAAUUGCUAAAAUCAAAAUCGAAUUACGCAAGAAGGAAUUAGAUCGUAAGAAACAAGAAUCAAAAAACAUUGAAGGUGGAGAAUCCAAGGGGGAAGACAGUGGCAGUAAAGAUAAAUUACAAAAUGGUCAAGAUAAGAUUUUAAAAGUUGAUCCUAUAGGUGGUGCUAAUAAUGAUGAGGAAGAAGAAGGUGAUGCGGCUGAUGACGAAGCUUCUAUCAAGUCAGAUGUCACAACUAUUGUGAGAAGACCACAAGUUUCCACAGCAAUUGAAGGGCAGUCAGAAUACAAGGAAGAUCAAGCAAAAGACGAAUUCGAAGAAGAAGAAGCAGAAGAAGAGGAGCAAGUUAUUACUGGUCAGGAUAUUUUUAUUGAUUAUGAGAAGAUUAUCAUCAUUUUGUUAUCGUUUCUCAAUUCCAAUGAUGCAGAAAGCACGUCCAAGGAUUUGGAUAAUGAACCGCAUGAAAUUUAUUGUCAGGUACAAUUUAUUGCAAUUAAAUGGUUACAAGAUAUUCUCGAUAUUGCUCCUACAGGGUUUUUGAAAUUAUUUCCUGAAUGUGUUGCCAUUGUAUUGAAAAACGUUUCUAAAACUGAUAAGGAUCAAGAUUUCGAAUUGAGAGAUUCUUUUCUUAAUUUCAAUUUAUCAUUACAACAGUUUUUAUAUAAAUUCAAUGAUGUUGAUUUAACUGAAGUAAAUGAGAUUCUUGGAUUGAACCAAGAGACUAAUACUGAAUUUACUGAAGUGAAGUUACCAUUAACAAUUUCAUCUAUCAUUAAGGAGUAUAUGGAUUCAAACAAUGAAUUGGCCAGAAUUUCUAGUUUGGAUUGGUUAAUAUUUAUUUAUGAAAGAAAUCCUCAAGAAUUUUUAUCAUAUUUUCUGACAGAAGCUAGCAAUAAUUUUGAAUUGACUGAUUUCUUGAAAUAUGAUACCAGCAAUGAAGUUAUCUUGAAGAUAUUAUCAUUAUUAGCCAAGAUUUCAGAAUCGAAUCAACAAUUUUUCAAGAACUUUAUGAUCAAAUUAAUCAAGAUUUUUGAAUCUGAAGGAUCAGACAAGUCAUUCAAAGUUGAAUUUAUUGUUCGUAAAUUAUGUGUGACAUUGAAUGCUGAGAUUAUUUUCACAACUUUGUCCGAAGUAUUGACUACGUUAAAUGAUUUGGAUUUUUUGAACACCAUGAUUGUUACUUUAAACAAUAUUUUAUUGACAUCACAAGAGUUGUUACUUUUCCGUAAGAAAUUGAAAAACUUGGAUUCAACCAAAAUUGAAGAUUGGCAAUUAUUUGCAUCUUUAUUUCAAAGUUGGUGUCAUAAUCCUCCAAGUGCCAUUUCGUUGUGCUUAUUAACAACCAACUACGAGCUUUCCUAUUUAAUCAUAAAGAACUUAUCAGAAUUGGAAGUUACUUCUCAACUAUUAAUUCAACUAGACGUUUUGGUACAAUUACUCGAACUGCCGAUAUUUAUGAAAUUGAGAUUGAAUUUAUUGGAACCAGAAAGACAUCCUUAUUUAUUCAAAACAUUAUAUGGAUUGUUGAUGAUCUUACCACAAAGUAAUACGUUCAUGUCUUUACGUAAUAGAUUAACCACUGUUAGUAAUUAUAAUGGCCACUCUGGAUCAUCUCAAUUCCACGUUGCCACUCCAUUAACAACACCAACACCAAGUUCAGGAAGUGGUACAACCACAACUGGGUCCAGUAGUAACCAAUCCAUCAGAAGGAAAAGAAUUUAUGAAAUGUUGGAUAAGUUUAUCAAAGUGCAAGACAAACAUGAAGAGUAUAAUAACAACAAUAGAAGAAUCAACAUGAAUCCUUCAACUUAUAACAUUGAAUCAAGUUCAGUAUUUCCCAUCCAUCUGAUUAAGUAG